AAGCUUCAAGAUAAGCUUUAAAAUGAAUAAAAACCAUAUUUAUAGUUUCGGUUUCCUAAUAACUCUAUCAUUUUUUGUCUUAAAAGUAUAUGGUCUCGAAUGUUAUGUAUGUGAAAAUCAGGAAGAUAAUAACGAAAAAUGUGUUAAAACCAUAAAAACUUGCGAAUACGGUCAAGAUGUUUGUCUAACUGAAAUAAAAUGGGGUAGUACACCUUAUUGGUCUCAAGGGGCAAAGAAGCAAUACUAUGUGUCGAAACGGUGUUCUAAUAGAACGGACUGCGCCACAACCAGAGAACGCUAUAUGCCUACAUGCACACAUAUUUGGUAUCAAGAUUGGGUAUGUUCAGAUUGUUGUCAGGGUGAUCGCUGCAACUAUUACAUUAUAAGUGGAAAUGCAACUAUCCAGCCAUUUUUAUUUAUGAUCAUAGGCAGUGUAACACUUCUAAGACUUCUAAGUAAUAAGUUUAUUUUUUACACAUAGUUAUAAGGAAAAUAAUAUUUCUUGGAGAUUAAGUAUAUUCUUUUCUCCAAUUAAGACC
Molecule: messenger RNA, 539 nt
Organism: Papilio machaon (common yellow swallowtail)
Lineage: Eukaryota; Metazoa; Arthropoda; Insecta; Lepidoptera; Papilionidae
Exons: 3
Coding region: 23-481 (152 amino acids)
Source: RefSeq, a predicted model, not a curated record